AUGAUUUGUAAUGCAGCUGGUGGUCUUCUUCCAUCGUUAGCACAACAACUACAUCAGACAUUCGGUACUGUUGUUCUUCCAUGUUACGGUAUGACUGAAUGUAUGCCCAUUUCAUGUCCACCCAUUGACUAUCAGUUGGAUCGACCUGGUACUUCGGGUAUUAUCUGUGGCCCUGAGAUACAGAUAUUUGACGAUAAUGGACAACACUUAACUAAGUCAAGUAAAGUCGGACGCAUUUUUGUUCGUGGUCCACCAUUAUUCGAUGGCUAUGAGAAUAUACCAUCAACUUUAACGUUCACAGCAGAUGGAUGGUUUGAUACCGGUGACAUGGGUUAUUUAGACGAGAAUAAAUUCCUCUAUGUCACUGGACGUACAAAAGAAGUAAUAAAUUCCGGUGGUGAAAUCAUAUCGCCGUACGAAAUUGAAGAAGCUGUUGUCAAAAAUCCUCGUGUUCGUCAGGCGUUGGCAUUCUCGGUCGAACACGAAAUUCUACAGGAAACUAUCGGUCUUGUUCUAGUUCCAUCUAAUCCUGCAUCGCGUAUUGGUCUUACUGAGCUCCGAAAAUUUCUAUCCAAUUCAUUACAUCCAUCAAAAUGGCCACAACUAAUUGUCUAUAUGAAUGAUCUACCAAAGAGUCAAACGAAUAAACCAUUACGGAUUGGUCUGGCACAACGCCUGCAACUAAAGCAAUUGAAAGACUCAGACUUAAUCUGCAGUCGUGCCUAUGAAGCAAUGGCACCACCACGGACUUCAUCCAACAAUUCUUUAAUCCCUUGCCAACUCGUAUCAUUUGAUAAGGAACAGAUUUGCAGCGUUUUUAAUUCACAUCCACUAAUUGUUAACACUGAAUUAGUAAAUUCAGUUGCUUAUGUUGUAAUUAGUGAACCAUUGGAUAAAGAUGCGAUCUGGGAAUAUUUAGAUACCCGUUUACAUAAUUAUCUUCGUCCAAAGGACAUAAUUAUUUUAGAAGAAAUUCCAAGAGAAAAUGAAAAAAAUAUUCUACUAGAUUUGCUUCCAACAGUCAAUACAACAAUAGAACAAGAGCAAAAGCAGCAAAAUCCAGUAGAUUUUGUCUUAAUCAAAAUAUUUUCCGAGAUCUUCAAUUUAGAAGACUAUACAAAGGCUACAUUGAAUUCAGAAACGGACUUUUUUCAAGUCGGUGGUAAUUCACUGAAAGCUGGAACUCUAAUUAAUAGAAUUCGUCAAGCAUUCGGUGUAAUGUUACCAGUAAUGUCAGUUUAUUCGCACAGAACAAUACGAUCGCUCCGGACUUUAAUUGAGAAACAAAAUCCAAAUCUAGUUACAACGUUGUUUGAUCAACAGCAGCAACAGAAUGGCACUGGAAAAGAUCCUCGUAACGGUGUAACUGGUACUGAUGACUAUGAAUCGUCUAUUACUGUAAAAUUGAAAUCCCAGACAUGUUCUAUUGCGCUUCUAGUUCAGUUACUGUCACUAAUUUUAUUGGCACCCCUUCGUAUUGCUGUGCUCUGCUAUUUAUUUAUUAUUAUUCUAAUGGUGCUAAGUGAACAUUGGAAAGUAAGCGAGCCGUGGGAACAGGUUCUUCAGUUAGUAUUUGCUAUACUUUUAUCACGACUGAUAUCGGAUUCGAUUGUGUUUCCUGCGACUAGUUUGUUAGUGAAAUGGCUUGUCAUUGGAAAAUAUCGACAUGGACAGUAUCCACUCUGGGAACAAUACUAUCUUCGAUGGUGGUUUGUUGAUCAAACCAUUCGAACCUUUGGCUUUGGCAUAUUUGAAUUGGAUAGUACACUGUAUAUCAUUUUUCUAAAACUAAUGGGUGCUAAGAUUGGUAAAAACGUGACAAUCGACUCAGAUGCGAAAAUCAAGGAAUUCGACCUUGUUACAAUUAAAUCGAAUGUUGAAAUUAAACGAUGCGUAGUUAGUCCAUUUACUCUUAGUACCGGUCAUAUGAUACUAGCGCCGAUUCAAAUCGAUAAUAACUGUUCAAUUGGAUUAAACGCACGACUCUCUCCGGGUGCCACUAUUCCAGAUGGUACAAGAAUUGGACCACUGUCAUCAUCAUACAAAAUAAGUACUUCUUCUGCCACUGAACAAGAACCACUACCAUCUUCACCAACAAUUUUUAACAUUGUCUUCCAACUUCUGCUCGGCUGGCCUGUAGUAAUACUUGUAACAAUGCUGUCAUACAUUCCAUGGAUUGCUUUGCUCCCUCUUUUAACUGAUCGAUCUUCUCAUUCUAUGGGAUUACAUUCUAUUAUGUCGAUUAUUUACUAUUUUGCCCAUGGAAAACGUGUAGCAUUUCAUUUAGUGGCACUAAUAGCCCGUGAUACUAUAAGUCCAUAUAUCUACAUAGUCUGCUGUAUUCUUGUCAAACGAUUAAUUAUUGGUAAAUUUAGAGAACAUGAACAAGAAGAACAAAAAAGCACCUAUAGGAGUAAUAUUAAACGACAAAUUCAUUUGCUACGACAUUGGUUAAUGCAAAAGCUGUUACCUGGUGGUGACCUCAAUGGUUUCUCGCGUUUAGUAGGUACGCACUAUGAACUGAUUAGUGUUGUCUUUCGUCUUCUUGGUGCCCGUAUUGGAAAACGUAUCUAUUGGCCUGGAUCUGGUUUGCAGUUUUAUGAAUACGAUCUUCUAACUGUUGGUGAUGAUGUUGUUUUCGGUUCACGUUGUUAUCUUCGAUGCUCAAAUGAUGAAAAAACACACAGUGCUAGAAUUACUAUUAAAAGUGGUACGAUGAUUGCUGAUCGAUGUGUCCUCUUGCCUGGUGUUAUUGUUGAAGAAAAUACAAUUAUGGGUAGUGGCAGUCUGUGUAAAGAGAACUCGACAUAUCCAGCUGGCUCAAUAUGGCUUGGAUCUAGGCAAGGCGACGCAGUACUGUGGCAUCAUGGUGCAGGACGAAAGGCAGCAUUGAAAACAGAAACAAUAACACCAUUUGGUAGAGCAUUCUACGAAGGUGAAGACACUGGCUAUUGGGUUAUACCACUGGGGUUACAUGUUAUCUAUAAUACGUGCCUGAAUAUUUUUCAAUCGAUUCUCUGGACCACACCGAUCAUCGCCAGCUUUCAACUAAUUGCCCUUGUAUUUAGACACGAAUCAGAGACGUCGCUGAAAACAACUGUUCAAAUCUGUGCAUAUACAUUCUUUUUAUUUUUCGUCUUUCUUCAGUUCUUCUACACAGCAAUUGUAUUGUUGACAAUGUCCAUUGAAAUUCUGUUCAAAUGGUUGCUAUUUGGGCGACGUCAGACAGGCAAAUAUAAUUGGGAUAAGUCGUCUUAUUGUCAACGAUGGCAGUUAUUCAUUGAAAUUCAACGUCUCAAACGGACUGUCUUACAAUUAUUCAACGGCUCGUUCUAUCUCUGUGUUUAUUAUCGUUGUCUUGGCUGUCGUAUUGGUCGUAAUGUCUGUCUCUAUCCAAGUGGUGCUGAUCCGAUGAUGAGUGAACCCGACUUAGUGACAAUAGGUGAUGAUUGUUGUAUUGAUGAUGCAUCAAUAAUUUGUCAUCUAAAUACAAAAGGGCAAUUUACUUUAAACUCCUUGGUUAUUGGUAACCGCUGUGUCCUACGAUCACAAAGUCGUCUAAUGUCUGGCGCAAGUAUGGAGGAUGAUUCAACGUUGUUGGAACAUACAUUAGUCGUGAGUGGUGAAAGAGUAGAUCAGGGAUCAGUAUGGCAAGGAUGUCCGGCAACAGAUGUUACGAGAACGUUUCGUGAAUAA
Rotaria sp. Silwood2 is the source of this 3696-nucleotide messenger RNA. Lineage: Eukaryota; Metazoa; Rotifera; Eurotatoria; Philodinida; Philodinidae. The record is from the annotation of a GenBank genome assembly.